AUGUUGAAGCUUGGCUUUACAAAGGCACAAAUAUCGACACAUUUAAGUAAAUCACAACAGAUCAAAUCCAUUGUUAUGCCUAUUUUACAACAAACGAAACCAUUAUCGUCGCUGUCCGCUAGAGGCGAGACCUACAAAUUGCAGUCUCAGCUACCAAAGUUGCCAGUUCCUGAAUUACAAGAAACUGCCUCAAAGUAUAUCAAGACCAUUGAACCAUUUUUAAACCCACAGCAGUUGGCUGCUUCAAAGGCAAAAGUUGAGGAGUUUAUACAGCCAGGCGGUGUUGGCGAAGAGUUGCAACAAAGAUUAAAUGCUUUUGCCAAGGGUAAGGAUAACUGGUUAGCUGAAUUUUGGGACGAUUAUGCAUACAUGUCCUAUAGAGAUCCAGUUGUUCCCUUUGUCUCGUACUUUUUUUCGCACAAGGAUGUAAGAAACAUUAUUGGCGAGGACCAAUUAUUGAAGGCUACCUUAAUUGCUUACUAUACUAUUGAGUUUGCUGAGAAGGUGCAAACCGAGGUUUUGGAACCAGAAGUUAUCAAGGGUAACCCAUUCUGUAUGAAUGCGUUUAAGUACAUGUUCAACAACUCUAGAGUCCCCGCACCAGGAUCAGACGUGACUCAACAUUAUGAUGUUGACUCGAACAGAUUCUUUAUUGUUAUUUACAAGAAUAACUUUUAUAAGGUUCCAACCCACAAUGAAUCUGGUCAAAGAUUGAGUAAAGGAGAAAUUUAUAGCUACUUGCAGCAAGUUAAGAAUGACCCAAGUCAACAGGGUAUUGCUUUGGGUGCAUUGACUUCGUUGAAUAGAGACGAAUGGUUGAGCGCUUAUCAGAAUUUGUUAAAGUCGCCAAUCAAUGAAGCCUCAUUGACUGAUAUCUUUGCAUCUACAUUUGUCAUUUGUCUUGAUGAAAACACCCCAAUCACCAUUGAAGAAAAGUCCAAAAACUGCUGGCACGGAAAUGGCCAAAAUAGAUGGUUUGAUAAACCAUUGGAGUUUUUCGUUAGUGCCAAUGGUAACUCUGGAUUCCUUGGUGAGCACUCGAGAAUGGAUGCUACACCAACAGUGCAAAUGAAUAAUACUAUUUUGAAGCAAAUCAGUGAGACCAAGCCAGAAGAGUUGAUUGCUGAGAUUGGUUCUGUUGCUCCAAAGGUUGGUCCUGCUGAUAAGUUGUCCUUUGACAUUAACCCCACAACGAGAGCCAACAUUGCCUCUGCGAUUGUUAAAUUUGACGAGACCAUUGCUGCGCACGAUGAAGAGAUUUUCCAACACUAUGGCUAUGGUAAAGGUUUGAUUAAGAAGUUUAAGUGUUCACCAGAUGCAUACGUGCAGAUGUUGAUGCAAUUGGCUUACUACAAGUUGACUGGUAAAGUUAGACCAACUUAUGAGUCUGCUGCUACAAGAAAAUUCCUCAAGGGUAGAACUGAGACUGGAAGAACUGUUUCCAACGAGUCAAAGAAGUUUGUUGAGACAUGGACUGAUCCUAACUCAUCUAUUGAAGAUAAGGUUGCAACUUUCCAGGCUGCUACUAAGCAACAUGUUGCAUACUUGUCUGCUGCUGCUGAUGGUAAAGGUGUUGACCGUCAUCUCUUUGGUUUGAAAUCCAUGUUGAAGCCUGGUGAGCCAGUUCCUGAGAUUUUCCAAGAUCCAAUCUUUGCCUACUCACAAACAUGGUACAUUUCUUCAUCGCAAGUUCCAUCUGAGUUUUUCCAAUCCUGGGGCUGGUCUCAAGUUAUUGAUGAUGGAUUUGGAUUGGCAUAUUUGAUCAAUAAUGAUUGGAUCCAUGUCCAUAUUUCUUGUAAGAGAGGCAAUGGAUUGAAAUCCGACCAGUUGAAGUGGUUCCUUGUUGACAGUGCUAACCAAAUGCAAGAUGUAUUGGUUAAAGGAUUGUUGGGUGACAAGGCUAAAUUGUAA
Messenger RNA from Lodderomyces elongisporus, 1911 nucleotides. RefSeq names its product carnitine O-acetyltransferase (gene CAT2). The record is from RefSeq and is a predicted model, not a curated record. Gene Ontology annotation, biological process: carnitine metabolic process. The transcript has a single exon. Lineage: Eukaryota; Fungi; Ascomycota; Pichiomycetes; Serinales; Debaryomycetaceae. Bases 1 to 1911 code for a protein of 636 amino acids. Gene Ontology annotation, molecular function: carnitine O-acetyltransferase activity. Gene Ontology annotation, cellular component: mitochondrion; peroxisome.